Molecule: messenger RNA, 4020 nt
Organism: Jaminaea rosea
Lineage: Eukaryota; Fungi; Basidiomycota; Exobasidiomycetes; Microstromatales
Exons: 1
Coding region: 102-3902 (1266 amino acids)
Biological process (GO): protein stabilization; telomere maintenance via telomerase
Cellular component (GO): cytosol
Molecular function (GO): Hsp90 protein binding; telomeric repeat DNA binding
Source: RefSeq, a predicted model, not a curated record
CCCAACACCUCGACCCCGCAUCAUGAGGCUCAAAGACUCAUAGCAUUGCUCCACACCCACUCGAAAGACUCUUUGACUGCAGGUUCGCCAUGCCAGAGCAGAUGCCCCAGCCACUGAGCUGGCGGCAAGUCCAAUCUCAGGUGCGCAGCACCCAGCUGGCCGGGCCGCUCCCAAACGUUGAGUCCGUGCUGGACAUCCUUCUCCCCACGUUGCACAUUCUCGAUCUUGUCCCCUCUACGGUACCUCCGCAUAUAGCUCACAAACAUACUCCUCAACGCGUCUUCGGCCUUCUCAUCAAUGGUUAUCCCUUCGAGGCCGAUGCGGAACUGUGGAGUGAGGAGGAGGGGCAAGAGUGGCUCAGAGCGUUUCGCAGCCAAGCCUGGCUUGGGGAUGUGCAGAGAGCGCUGCUCGUGGGCUCGAUUGCAACGACGUGGGAUCAUGAGAUGAGGCAAAGGGAAGGCGAGAUGUGGGAGGCUCUGAAGAGGGCUUGGCUUAUACCGGCAGAAGAAGAGGUCCACCCGCAGACAUCUACUUCAGGAAGCAAGCUCAUCAUGAUUCAGGAUGAAGUCGAGACAGAUUCUUCGGGCAAACGACAACGGCGCAAGCAGUCAGCAGCAGCCGUGACCCUCUCCGGUAUUCAAGCCCUGAGCUCAGCCCUCUCAGCCGUCAGCUCCACCCGCAGCGAGCACGCCCAUCAGCCUCACCCGCUCCUCACCUUCACCCUGCAGAUAGCCGAAUGGUAUGCCUCCUUCCCUUCUCUCCUCUCUCGCCUCAUAGAGGCCACCUGCAUGGAGAACAACGCAGCGAAGCGUGCCCUUCUUUGGGGUGAGGUCGUCAAGAUUUUGGCGAGUCUGCCAGACAGGGCGGCUAAUGCUGAGGGUUCAGGCAAGGAUGUCGGCCGCUUCGCAGGGCAAUGGUGGAUGGCGAUGCAGAGGCAGAUUGUUGAGCUGGUCUUCCCAGACAAUGCGGAUGGGGAUGAAGUGGGGGUGAGACUUCUGGCCGAGCUUCUCUCCAAGCUGGUGAGGACACGGCCGGAGAUGCUUGCUGAUGCGGGUAGCGCCUCGAGCAUGGAUUGCCCUUGCUUCUGGGAGAUUCUGCUCCGCCACCUAUUCUCCCUCUCUUCCUUAAGCAAAGGGCUCUCAAUUCCAGCCAGCCUUCGCAAGCGAUGGCAUUUGCUCCUUGCGCCUCUCGACACCCGAGACAGGCACAACGUGGACCUCUCCCUCGCCAACUUCUUCCAUCGUCGCUUCUUACAAGUAGAUGUGGUGGAGUCAAAGGAGCGCGGUAGGCCUGCUGCGGUAGGCAAGAGCUUCCUGGGCGAUGAGACAGGGAGGACAGCUGAGCUGGUUGGCAGAUUGUUGUACGGCCUUUGGACGCCGCCUGUGGGCGUAUCUGAAAAAGAGGCGUCUGACUCAGACUCGGAUGACGAGGAGGACGGACAGGCCGCAGCCGUCAGUAGGCUGCUGACGCAGAUCGUGCUGCCAGCACAGCGCUCCUCCUCUGCUCUACUCUGGACAGCAGGAAUGGCUCGCGCCUACGUCUGUUCCUUCGCCAGCCCGCACCUCCCCGCCACGACACAAGAGCAACAGCUCGCAUCCUUACUCGAAUGCUCGAUCAACCUUUGGGGCAACUCAGAGCGCGUCAGACGGACAACUGCGCAAGAGGAGCAAUACCUCGUCACCCUCAUCCUGGGGAGCCUUGCGGAGCUCACCAGCCGUAGCGGGAGCUCAGCAGGCAGGACAACAUCGCGGUCUGGUCCUUUCAUCCAAGGUGUCUCUGCCCAUCUUGACCACCCCGAUCCAGACAUUCGUCGUAUGGGCAUGCUCCUUGCCGAGCUUGUGAGCGAGGCGGCGCAGCGUGAGGUCAAUGCCAAAACUGGUAUGGAGACGGGAACCGAGGUCAAGAAACCCCUCGACUUUGGAUCUAGCAUGUGGGAUGGAGUAGGAGAGGGAAAGGAGGAGGCGAGAGUGUUGAGGACGAUGUGGUAUUCGUGGGUCCGGAUGCGCGACCAGGCGAGACAGGAGAUUCAGGACAAAAGCGGAGAGGACAUGCUUGAGAUGCUUGGGUUCGCGAGGCAGGAGGAAAGGGCUGCAGUCGUCGCUCCUUCUCCGUCACGGAAUGCUGCGAGGACGCCUCGUCGAGGAAACCCUAAGACUCGACAACUACCGCAGCGGACACCAGUGCAAGGCAAGAAUGGCAAAAAGCAAGCAGCUCCUCGCUCUCUCAUUGUGGACCUGGACGAGGGAGAAGAGGAGCUUGCAGACGAUACACCUGCCAGGAAAGAUCCGAUCGAGUCGGACAACGAGUCCUCCUCCUCAGAGAGUGGCACCUCAUCAGACGAUGAAGCUGGCCCCUCUACCGGCCCGAAUCUUGACCUUGACAUCCACGGCUCAACUCAAUCCGCCUCGAAGGGCAAGCCAUCUGCUGCUGCAAACGACAACGACGAGCUGCUCGGUCUAGGAAUCGACAAGAAGAAGCGUCGCGCCCCUCCUGUAUACAUCAGUGACCUGACUUCCCUGCUUCGCGACACAAAAGAGCGGGACUCGAUUCGCUUAGCAUUGAAACACGGUGAAACCCUCUUGCCGCGCAAGGGACAGCUGGCGGCUCACGCUUCAUCGUCAAUGUCGAUGGCCGUUGGCUUCUCCACGCUCUCUUUGGCAGCAAAGGGGCAGUCUCGCGCUCCACGAGGGGAGAUAGACGAGCACUGUGUCGACCUUCUGCUCCUUCUCUGCGCCUUGCAGAACAACUAUCGCAUCCGCAACUUCGAGGUUCGUAGAAGAGGAGCCCUACGCGCACUUGUGGUCUCUGCGCCUCGCAUCGCCGUCCCCGCCCUCGUGGAGCAGGUGUUCACGCCCAACUACUCGAUCGUCCAGCGGCUGGGUAUGCUAGAGGCUUUAGGGAAAGGGGCGAGGGAGCUAUGCUCGUGCGAGGAGAUGGGCGUUGACGGGAUGGAGGGAUGGACAGAGGAAGCCAUCAGGAGGGCAAGGAAAGAGGGAGAGGAACGCGUACCUGAGAUCAAGAAGCAGAGAAACCUUGAAAGGUUGACGGACGUUGGAAGCAAGACGAGAUUACUUCGCCCGCAGGGAGCGGCCGGCACUGGUCGAGGCAUACAGGAGAUUGGGCAAGGGUCUAGUGGUCAAUCGAUCACCCAUCGCCAGCCAUCCCGGUUCGACGCCGCCUCUACCAGCCAACAGGGUACUGCUGGCUCUCCACCCUUGGCUUCAAGUCUCUUCCUCUUCCCGCUGAUCACUCGCCUACAUUCCCACCUGAGCGACGCAGCCUCGCGUCUGUCAAGGGCGCGUUCCAUCUCCUCCACCCUUACGAGCACAUCGCUAGGUCUCACCACUCCGGACCUCUUCACUGCCUCGCCGCCCUUGCUUCUCCCGGCUAUACUGGACACAUUGUCCCUCCUGAUCACGACGUACGUGAGAGAGCAACGACCUACACCCCUCGAUGCGUACGGGGUUGUAUUGCCGGAGAUGCUCGACCUCGCCAUGCACGUGGUGAGGGAGGGACUCCCCCUGCUCGCCUUUGCUGCGAGGGACGAAGUCGGACCUGGGAAGACCGAUGCGUCGUCUGGCGAGAGUGGCAGCGGCAAUGUCGUCACAGCCAUUGCCUCCCUUCUCCUCACCACCCUCGACCUCGCCCUAGAGGCUCCUACAGGUGAAGCGUCCCGCCUGCUCGUGUCCACAGAGCGUGGAAGCGCCAUAUUGGAGGACGCGUUGCGCUUUGCUGCGGGGGUGUUUGAGACUGAGGAUGGAAAGACCGCUGCUAACGGGUCAGGGGCAGGAGGGUCGGGGAUCAGCAGAGUGGGAAGGAUCUGCGCUGCGAUUGUGGUGAGGAUUGAGGAAUUGAGAAGCAGGGAAAGGGAAAGGUGGCUGAGUGGGGUCAAUGUGCGAUGAUAAUGUAGCGGGCGCGAUCAGGUCAUUGGGACGCAUUGGAAUUAUGUUAUGAGUGACGAGAGAAAACAAGAGGCUGGGGCGCAUGAAAGCCAAGUGAAAAUAGAUGAUCUUCUCAAGA